AUCCCCCUCCGAUCUGCUCUUCAACAACCACGGACAUACUGGCGAUGAUCAUCUGUUGGAAAUCGAAUCGAGAAGAAAAGGUCAUGAUUGCAUAAACGCUGCCCAGACAGCUCAAAGGGACGGAAUAGCACAUCAGGAGUGAACCGGUGCAUUCGCGAUUGAAAUCUGCAAGCCAACAUGUCUUCUAUGCGAGGUCUCGUCCAGUUCAUCGCCGACCUGCGAAACGCAAGGGCGCGUGAGUUGGAAGAGAAGCGUAUCAACAAGGAACUGGCCAAUAUUCGACAGAAGUUCAAGGAUGGAAAUCUGAAUGGAUACCAGAAGAAGAAAUAUGUUUGCAAGCUGCUCUACGUUUACAUCCAAGGUUACGAUGUUGACUUCGGACAUCUCGAGGCGGUUAACCUCAUCUCCGCCAACAAAUACUCUGAGAAGCAGAUUGGAUAUCUAUCCGUCACGCUGUUCCUACAUGAGCAGCAUGAGUUGCUGCACCUAGUCGUGAACAGUAUCCGGAAAGAUCUCCUGGAUCAUAACGAAUUGAACAAUUGUCUGGCACUCCAUGCGGUCGCCAACGUCGGAGGAAGAGAAAUGGGGGAGGCUCUGAGUGCUGAUGUCCAUAGGCUUCUGAUCUCACCCACCUCGAAAGCCUUCGUGAAGAAGAAGGCAGCCUUGACCCUCCUCCGCCUCUACCGCAAAUAUCCCGAUAUCGUACAAAACGAAUGGGCCGAACGAAUAAUCUCCAUCAUGGACGAUCCUGACAUGGGAGUCACACUGUCCGUGACAUCACUUGUUAUGGCUUUGGUGCAGGACAGGCCGGAACAAUACAAGGGUAGUUACAUUAAGGCUGCGCAGAGAUUAAAGAAAAUCGUGGUCGAUAACGAAAUAUCUGCCGAUUAUCUCUACUACCGUGUGCCCUGUCCCUGGAUUCAGGUCAAGUUCCUGCGUCUACUUCAGUAUUAUCCUCCUUCUGAGGACUCUCACGUGCGAGAGAUUAUCCGCGAGUCAUUGCAGCAGAUACUGCACACGUCGAUGGAUGCGCCGAAAAACGUCCAGCAGAACAACGCUCAAAAUGCCGUUCUCUUCGAAGCAAUCAAUCUUCUUAUUCAUCUUGAUACAGAACAUAAUCUCAUGAUGCAGAUAUCUUCCCGGCUCGGGAAGUAUAUCCAGUCGCGGGAAACCAACGUGCGAUACCUCGGACUCGAGGCGAUGACCCAUUUUGCGGCAAGAGCAGAGACUCUUGACCCCAUCAAGAAGCACCAAAAUAUCAUUCUCGGUUCUCUGCGAGACCGUGACAUCAGCGUACGUCGUAAAGGUCUGGACCUUCUUUAUAGUAUGUGUGACACUUCGAAUGCGCGACCAAUUGUGAAUGAGCUUCUACGAUACCUUCAGAGCGCGGACUACGCUAUCCGGGAAGAAAUGGUCCUCAAAGUAGCAAUCUUGACGGAGAAAUACGCAACGGAUGCUCAAUGGUAUAUUGACAUCUCUCUUAAGCUGCUUUCCAUGGCCGGUGACCACGUGAGCGACGAGGUCUGGCAGCGUGUGAUUCAAAUUGUUACGAACAAUGAGGAACUGCAAGCCUAUGCGGCGCAGAAUCUGCUGGGGUACCUGAAAGCAGACUGCCAUGACAGUCUGGUGAAGAUCGGUGCCUACGUCUUGGGAGAGUUCGGCCAUCUAAUCGCAGAAAAUGCGGGAUGCAGCCCGAUAGAGCAGUUCUUGGCCUUGCAGGCUAAGAUGCUAUCUUGCUCCGAUAACACGCGGGCAAUGAUUCUCUCAUCGUUCGUUAAGUUCGUCAACCUUUUCCCUGAAAUUAAGCCCCAGCUUCUGCAGAUUUUCCGUCUGUACAGUCACUCUCCAGACCCGGAGUUACAGCAGAGAGCAUAUGAGUAUCUCUGUUUGGCUACCAUGCCAACAGACGAUCUCCUCCGAACUGUCUGUGAUGAGAUGCCGCCAUUCUCCGAAAGGGCGUCCGUACUUUUAUCACGCCUACACCAGAAGACUGCCGGAACGAGCGAAAAGAGAACGUGGGUUGUUGGUGGAAAAGAUGCCAACGCGGAUCAGAAGGAGGUUGCGCUGGCGCAAAGUGCCGGACUGAAGCGUUCUUUCACCAACGCUGCCAAUGGGGCUGGAAUAAAUGGAAGCUCAAAGAGUGGUGCAGCCGCCAACGACCUUGCUGGUUUAGACCUCAUGAGUACCACCGCCCCUGAGACUCCUAACAUGGCCAGCGCUGCCCACCUCAGUCCAGACUGGGAAGUUGGGUUCAACAGACUGUACUUUGAGAACGAGGGAGUGCUUUUCGAAGACGCACAGAUCCAGGUUGGAUUCCGAUCCGAGUAUCGGGCCCAUCUUGGAGUGGUAAAGCUGUACUUCAGCAACAAAUCUGCCUACCCCAUCGGGUCAUUUACAACGACCAUUGACAACCCAGCGUCUCCCAAUCUCAAAAUCGAUACGAAGAACCUUCCUGAGCCAUCGGUCCCGGCGGCUGCUCAGACACAGCAGACAUUAACAUGCGAAGGUCGAGGACCUUUCACUGACGCGCCAACCAUCCGAAUUUCCUAUCUCGCUGGUGCACUCCAGGCAUACACAUUGGCAUUGCCCAUCCUGAUGCACAGAUACAUGGAACCAUCGGCGCUCUCUGCGGAGGACUUCUUCAAGCGCUGGCGUCAAAUAGGAGGGCCGCCUCUGGAGGCGCAGGUUACUUUCGGUGUGACAGGAAAGGGACGAACAACAAACGAAACCUUUACACGUAGAGUCGUGGAGGGGUUCAGGUGGAAGAUUCUCAAUGGUGUCGACCCGAAUCCAAAGAACAUUGUUGGAUGUGCGGUCUAUCAAGUGGAGGGUGGUAAGACGGGCUGUUUGUUGCGACUUGAGCCCAAUUAUGAGAAGAAUAUGUACCGAAUCACGGUCCGUGCUACCCAGGAGCACGUUGCCCCGGCAUUGGUCAAGCAGAUGGAACAGAAACUUUCCCAAGGUAUACCGGAAGACCGUUUAUGAGAGGACAAUGUGCCAAAGGAUCGGGGAAGAUCCUCUACAUUUUGCGCUUUCUUUUAUUCUUUCCAUAAUACCGAGCGACUGUUCCCUCUGUUGAGCUGGUUACUCUUCUUUCUCUUUUCUUGCUUUAUCUACCCCCGCAUUGCAGCGAGCGUUUUGCCCCAAUUCCUGGUCUCGUCGCGUUGCUCUUCCGCGCGCGAUCUGAAUUUUCCCAAUCCAUUG
Messenger RNA from Paecilomyces variotii, 3204 nucleotides. Its product is annotated as putative AP-2 adaptor complex subunit alpha. NCBI's taxonomy places the organism in Eukaryota, Fungi, Ascomycota, Eurotiomycetes, Eurotiales, Thermoascaceae. Gene Ontology annotation, cellular component: membrane coat; AP-2 adaptor complex. Gene Ontology annotation, molecular function: clathrin-cargo adaptor activity. Gene Ontology annotation, biological process: intracellular protein transport; clathrin-dependent endocytosis. The transcript is spliced from 4 exons. Bases 178 to 2985 code for a protein of 935 amino acids. The record is from RefSeq and is a predicted model, not a curated record.